AUGAGCCCAGAUAACCUGUCCGCUGUAAUGCAUGGUGUCAACGACUUACGUCUUGAACAACGAAAAAUUCCAGUACCAGCAGGUAACCAGUUGCUGAUCAGUGGAGAUCAGUCAUCGUUUUCAUUUUUGUGGCUUACUCAUAACAUUAAUUUACACAGGAUUCAUACGGUGGGAAUCUGUGGCUCAGACGUCCAUUUUCUCACACGUGGUGCUAUUGGGAAGUACGUAGUAGAAAAGCCAAUGGUACUCGGACAUGAAACCAGUGGUACAGUAGCCGGAAUGGGCAAACUCGUAAAAGGUUUCCAAGUUGGUGAUCGGGUGGCCAUAGAGCCGGGUGUGGGCUGCCGUCUUUGCAUGCACUGUAAGUCUGGAAGAUACAACUUAUGCCCGGAUACGAAAUUCUUUGCGACACCACCUACAGAUGGUUCCUUAACACGAUACGUAGCGUAUGAUGCGGACUUCUGCUUCAAGCUGCCCGACAAUGUAUCUUACGAAGAGGGAGCUCUCAUAGAACCACUUUCCGUUGCGGUAUUCGCCUGCCGAAGAUCUGGAGUUCAAAUGGGCCAGAGAGUAUUGGUUCAAGGAGCAGGGCCUAUUGGAACACUUUGCAUGAUGACAGCAAGAGCUCUGGGUGCUGCUGAUGUCGUCAUCACAGAUCUCAACCAGAGCCGUCUUGAUCUUGCCAUGAAGCUCGGAGCAAAACACGCUAUUUGUGUCAAAGGAAAAUCACCUGCCCAAGUGAAAGAAGAAAUAAUCAAGUCUCUGGGUACUGAGCCGGAUGUUUCAAUGGAAUGCUCUGGAGCACAAUCUUCUAUAGAGUCAGCAAUACUGAGUACUCGAUCAGGAGGUGUCGUUGUGUUGGUCGGAUUGGGAGAAGAUAGAGCCGAACUUCCCAUAGUGGAGGCCGCUCUUCGCGAAGUCGACAUCAGGGGAGUUUAUCCAACAGCCAUAAACCUUGUCGCUUCUCGACGUAUCGAUCUGUCUGGAAUCACAAGAGCUCACCACCAAUUGAAGGACGCCGUGGAAGCUUUUCAACGUGCCCAAAAGGGAGAUGUGAUCAAAGUGUUCAUUCAUUGUGAUAGUUAG
Messenger RNA from Haemonchus placei, 1086 nucleotides. The record is from the annotation of a GenBank genome assembly. NCBI's taxonomy places the organism in Eukaryota, Metazoa, Nematoda, Chromadorea, Rhabditida, Trichostrongylidae.